CCUUCCUUCGCAACACCCGAAGAUUGGGGGCGUAUCUAUAUAAAUACAGGUCUAGGUAUCAUUCGAUAAUUGCUUUAUACCAGUGAUUAGCCAAGAUAAUAUCCAUUUGGAUUAAUUUAUCCAAAGAAAAUUCAGGGAGAAAAAUCAAGAACCUUGUAAAAUGAAAAUCAUCUCUUGUAUACUUCUUCUGUGUGUGAUUAAUGCAGUCGGUUCUCAACUAACACAUGCAAAUGUGACACAGGAGUUACAGACUCUCCAACAGAAUCCUGGCGGGGUACCCAAGGUGUGUCGACGGUUUGUCAUAAGAGGGAUCCAAAAGCUAACCAGAGGAUUAUUUUUCACAAAAAAAGAAUUAAUGAAGAAACUAAAGAAAUUUAAGGAAAAAGAAUGCAAUGAUUGGACGGAAGAGGAAACACUUCAGAAACGUGAUAAAUCUUCCUCCUGUAAUUAUAAUGACGGUGACACGUGCUGUCCAUCAUACUGGACAUUAGCUUAUCCAACCCAUUUAUACAAUACCGACGGAAAACGACGACAACUUGUCUCCAUCAACAGACAGAGUCAGUCACUUUAUCAGUUCAUUCCAUUAGGAACGUGUGGAUCUGGGGGAGGCUGUGAUAUGUGUAAGCAGGAGUUUACAUUCAGAUCCCUCCUUGUGUACGAUAUUGACUACCCUUACUAUGCGUUUGAUGAGUUUUACUUACAGAGUUACUGUUCCUGUAAAGGAGCCAUGGGAUGAAUGGGACUAUCAAAUUAUCAAAUUUUCAAAGUAGAAAUUUGAUUUUUUUUUUUAAAAAAUAGAGUUUGGAAAUAAAAACUCAAUAUUGAAGAGGAAUGACUUUUUAUCAGUUUAAGGUGUUUGUUUGGAGGAUUUUUAUUUUAAUUUGUGGUUUAUCAAAGUGUUUUUAUAAUGGAAUCUACAGUCUUGGGAGUGAAUACUGUAUUAUUAAUUAAUUAAAACUGAACUGUG
Molecule: messenger RNA, 967 nt
Organism: Saccostrea echinata
Lineage: Eukaryota; Metazoa; Mollusca; Bivalvia; Ostreida; Ostreidae
Exons: 4
Coding region: 161-736 (191 amino acids)
Source: RefSeq, a predicted model, not a curated record